Messenger RNA from Purpureocillium takamizusanense, 1092 nucleotides. RefSeq names its product high-affinity iron permease (gene FTR1). Bases 1 to 1092 code for a protein of 363 amino acids. Gene Ontology annotation, cellular component: high-affinity iron permease complex; plasma membrane. The transcript is spliced from 3 exons. Gene Ontology annotation, molecular function: ferrous iron transmembrane transporter activity. The record is from RefSeq and is a predicted model, not a curated record. Lineage: Eukaryota; Fungi; Ascomycota; Sordariomycetes; Hypocreales; Ophiocordycipitaceae. Gene Ontology annotation, biological process: iron ion transmembrane transport.
AUGGCCAAGGACGUCUUUUCCGUCCCCGUCUUCCUCAUCGUCUUUCGCGAGACGCUUGAGACGGUCAUCAUCGUCUCCGUCCUGCUGGCCUUCCUUAAGCAGACGCUCGACGGACCCAAUCGCGAUGUCAAGAUCUACAAGAAGCUGCGGCGACAGAUCUGGCUCGGCGUCGGUGCCGGCUUCCUCAUCUGCAUGAUCAUCGCCGCCGCCCUCAUCGGCGUCUUCUACACCGUCGGCAGCAACUCGUGGGAGGCCAACGAGCACUACUACGAGGGCGCCUUCUGCCUCGUCGCCUCGCUCAUCAUCACCGUCAUGGGCGUCGCCCUCCUGCGCAUCGGCAAGAUGCAGGAGAAGUGGCGCGUCAAGCUCGCCCGCUCCCUCGAGGCGCCCCUCAGGGGUGGCAACCGCCGCCGCUGGCUCGCGCGCUUCUUCGAAAAGUACGCCAUGUUCGCCCUGCCCUUCAUCACCGUCCUGCGCGAGGGCAUCGAGGCUGUCGUCUUCGUCGCCGGCGUCUCCUUCUCCGCCCCCGCCUACGCCGUGCCCCUGCCCGUCGUCGUCGGCCUGUUCGUCGGCGGCUUCAUCGGCUGGCUCCUCUACAAGGGCGGCUCCACGGCCAAGCUGCAGAUCUUCCUCGUCGCCUCCACAUGCUUGCUCUACCUCGUCUCCGCGGGUCUCUUCUCCCGCUCCGUCUGGCACUUUGAGGCCCAGAAGUGGAACGAGGCCGUCGGCGGCGACGCCACGGAGACGGGCAACGGCGCUGGCUCUUACGACAUUGACAAGAGCGUGUGGCACGUCAACUGCUGCCAGCCAGACGGUGCCACCGACGGUGGUUGGGGCAUCUUCAACGCCAUUCUCGGCUGGACAAACUCGGCCACGUACGGGUCCGUCAUCUCGUACAACCUGUACUGGCUCUUUGUCAUCUGCAUGUUCGUCGCGCUGCGCUUCCGUGAGCUCAAGGGCCACUGGCCCCUGAUGAAGGCCAAGGCCGCUUCCUCUUCUGCGGACACAGAGAGCCGCAGCGGAAGCGACGCCGCUGGCGUCGCCGAGUCCAAGGGCGCCCUGCGGGAGAAGACGACGACGGCAAGCGUCUGA